AUGCUCGGCUGGAUGAUAAAACGCGGUCUGGACGGCGGACGCGACGCGCCCGAAGACGAAGCGCGGGCCUUCAAGAGCGCCCUCUUUGGCACACCGGCGCGUCGAGACGAGACCGAAGUCGACGUCCAGCCGGCUCCCGCACCAGUACCGACGACACAGGAGUCUCUUCCAAAAGCAAGCGCGGCGACGGGGGCGGUACAAACAAAGAAAAACACGAGCACGAAAGACACAGGGGCCACGCCGGGUCGGUUACCCGGAAUUCUCUUAACGCCCGGUACGGCGACAUCACGCAGAAAGCGCGUGUCCUUUGGCCACGAGGUGUCUGGUGAAGGUGUCGACAAGAAGAACGAGCUACGAAUAGACAAAAACGGCCGCAAACCAAACCUGUUCGGCGACAGCACGCGCAGCAAGACGCCUAGAACAACACUGGGGACGUCACUCCAGAACGACCGCAAGCAGAACAACAAACCCGCUGCCCCGAGCAAGCUGGCGGUGGUUGACAAUGUGGCAAGCACAAACAACAGAGCUGUCGUAGACGAGAUCGAGGACGACAAUCUCUGGGAGGAGGUCGACGAUGACGACCGGGACCCGGACAUCACAGUCGACCUCAACGAGCCGCAUUCCCAGUCGGGACGAUACUGGAAGUCCGAGUUCCAGCGCUACCAGGAAGACGCCAAGGUCGAAAUGGGCAAGCUGCUCAAGUAUAAACAGUUGGCCAAGUCAUACGCCAAGAUGAAGGACGCCGAGGCAGCUGAUAUGCGGACCAAGCUCCAGGAGGAGAAGGAGAAGGUCACCGAGAUGGAGGGCCGCAUCACGGAGCUGGCCGACCAAAUUGCGCGCAAGCGGAUGCACGGUUCAGACCACGAAUACCAAGAGCUGAUCAGCGAUCUGACGCGGCAGACGGCACGCGCCGUCCAGUACCGCAACCAGGUUAAGGAGCUGGAGGCGAUGCUUCAAGACAACGAGAAACCGGCGACGGCCACCACGACUGUCGCAUCACCACGCACGCAGCGGACACUCAUUGACACGCAGCGGGAGCUGCGCCGUGCCCGUGAGCAGGCGAAGGAGCUGACGCAGGCCAAGGAAGAGAUCCGGCGGCUCAGGAGUAAACUAGGUAUUGCUGAGCAGCGCGCAGGUCGCAAGAAUGAGAACAAGAACGAGAGCAAGACACUGGCAAACGACCUUGCAGCGUCUGAAGCUGCGGCUGAGGCGCUGGCAGCCAAGGUGGAAGAUCUAGAGAAGCGGGCCCAGUUUGCCGAAGACGAGAAGCGGCAAAAGGUCAAGGAGCUCAGUUUGCUACAGCGCAAGUACGACUCGCUCAAGGACGACGCCAAGGCCCGCGUGGGCGAAGCCGAGCAGGUCAUGCGCCGCAAGAACGAAGAGAUUGCCGACCUAAAGAAGCAGGUUCGAAAGGCCACAGCAGCCGCCGUACGCCAACCCGCCCUGGAGCCACCAGUACAGAUCGAUGCUCUCAAAGAUAUCAAGGACAUCAAGGAUACCAAGGAUACCAACAACAUCAAAGACACCAAGGCCGGCAAGAACAUCAAGACGAUGGACUCCCCUGUUUCCGACAGUGCUGCUGCCAAGCUUGCCCUGUUGCGCCGCCGCCGCGGUGCGGAGCCACUUCGCCCCGUUGUCGACGCACCGCAGCCAACGGCCAUACUCGAGAGCAUUGGCACGAACCGCGUGCGCGGCGCUGAAAAGGAGAAACCAAAGGCGGAGCCGUUGCCUGAACGGUCUGCAAAGGGCGCCCCAGCAAAACCCUACAGACCGACAAUUACGACAUCGGCGCCGGCACCGCCACCGGCAGCCGAGCGAGACGACCCCGUUGCCGCGGCCGCCGCUGCUGCUGCCGAUGCUUCGUGUUUGUCCAUCUCGUCGGAACGGGCAGCUGCUGCAGUUGCACGGAUAGAGAAGCGGCGGGCCCAGCGGAAGCUAGAACUGGAGGCAUUGCGCAACAAGGAGAACAUGCAACCGGCAUGA
Messenger RNA from Sporothrix brasiliensis 5110, 1983 nucleotides. RefSeq lists its product as uncharacterized. Bases 1 to 1983 code for a protein of 660 amino acids. The transcript has 2 exons. The record is from RefSeq and is a predicted model, not a curated record. Lineage: Eukaryota; Fungi; Ascomycota; Sordariomycetes; Ophiostomatales; Ophiostomataceae.